Phaeodactylum tricornutum CCAP 1055/1 is the source of this 3534-nucleotide messenger RNA. RefSeq lists its product with no specific name. The record is from RefSeq and is a predicted model, not a curated record. Gene Ontology annotation, molecular function: peptide receptor activity; guanylate cyclase activity; 3',5'-cyclic-nucleotide phosphodiesterase activity. The transcript has 4 exons. Gene Ontology annotation, biological process: cGMP biosynthetic process; receptor guanylyl cyclase signaling pathway; intracellular signal transduction. NCBI's taxonomy places the organism in Eukaryota, Bacillariophyta, Bacillariophyceae, Surirellales, Neidiaceae. The coding region runs from base 1 to 3534 and encodes 1177 amino acids.
AUGAAUCUACGCAGCACCCGCAACGAUUUUCGUGACGAUGGUUCAGUAUCAGUAGACUUAUCCUCUACGGGAACCAAUACCGAAAGUGACCCACAGUUCAAGCCCGACGAACGCGACGAAACCAAGGAAGUCCAAAGAUUGGCUUCCUCUGAGACGGCACACAUUCGUUUCUGGCGCCUGGUAGUUGUGGCUUUGCUGCUCGUAUCAGGUGCCGUGCUUUCGACGUUCACCUACGUUUUCCUUAAUGGCGAAGAGAAGGACGACUAUGUCGAUGCGUAUUUCUUGUUUGCGAACACCAUCCGUGAUAUUACCCGUUUUCGGGCCGAAAACAUGUUUGAGGCCUUUCAGUCAUUGGGGGAGUCGAUUACAGCUCACGCGAUCGACCAGAAUUUGACUUUUCCGUUUGUCUCUUUGCCCAUGUUCGAAGUCGCGGGCCGCCACGCCCUAUCGCAGUCGCGCACCGAAAUUGUCUUUUACACUCCGUUCGUAACAGGGGAUGAAAAGGAGGCGUGGGAGCGGUAUGCAUGGGAGAACCAAGGUUGGCUUGAAGAGAGUCGCAAGAUCAGACUAGAUAGUGACAAAACGUUGCAAGGAACCUCCUUUAUCGAAGCAACUAUUCCCUCUCAGAUCUUUGAAAGUACAACAGAAACAGCUGCGAACGUGGAUAUUUCUCCUCCAGGUCGGGACUUUUAUUCGCCGAUUUGGCAGAGUUCACCCGUGCCAUUCUUUCCGUCUCUUCAAAAUUUUAACCUUCGAUCAUUUGAAAACACUGAAUUCGUCAUGAAAACCAUGCGGCUGCUAAAAGACUCUGUCAUGUCAUGGGUUGAAGAUGCAUCACUGAUUUCGGGGUCUGUGUGGAAUGAAAAAGAUCAUGACGCGUUUCACGCUCAGUUCGUUACAGGCAGCCCGGAUGAGAGCACCUCAUUACGACCCCAUGCAACCAUUUACAACCCAGUACACGAGCAGCUCGGGAACCGCGACUCUGAAAUUGUGGGCUUCGUAACGGGUGUCAUUGCCUUUGACGCAUACUUGGCUGAUCUACUCCCCGAUACAGUCAGAGGCAUUUACUCAGUGUUGAGGAACACAUGUGGACAACAAUUUUCCUACGAGCUAACCGGAAAUCGCGCUGUGUACCUUGGCGACGGUGAUCGACACGAAACCGCCUUCAACCAAUACGAAGUCGUCGUUCCCUUCAACGCCUAUCGAGACCCCGAGCUCGCUGCCAACACGGACGGGCAUUGCCGGUACUCUCUACACAUCUACCCCAGUCAGCAGUUUGCUCAGGGAUACAAGUCCAGCCUUCCCAUCGUCUUCACUUCCCUCGUGGCAGCCACCUUCUUCCUCAUGGCUCUGACCUUCUUGGUCUACGACCGCUUCGUCCACCGCCGUAACAUCAAAGUGGUUAAUGCCGCUGCUCGAUCUAACGCUAUCGUAUCAUCGCUGUUCCCUUCUAAUGUCCGUGAUCGCUUGUUUGAAGAUGCCAAGGCAAGAAGCGACGUCAACCAGGCCGCCCACUCUCGUCUCAAGACGUUCCUGCACAAUGGUGACUCCUCUGAUACCGCCAUCACUGACGACAAUGCGCAUCACAGUGACUUCUUCAAGACCAAGCCCAUUGCUGAGCUGUUUCCCCAUACCACCAUCAUGUUUGCAGAUAUCAGCGGCUUCACGGCAUGGAGCUCGUCUCGAGAGCCGGCACAAGUCUUCCAGCUGCUGGAGACCCUGUACCACUCGUUCGACGAGACGGCCAAGAAGCGUCGUGUCUUCAAAGUCGAGACGGUCGGCGACUGCUACGUUGCCGUUGCUGGACUGCCCGAUCCGCGAAAGGAUCAUGCCGUAGUCAUGGCUCGAUUUGCCAAGGACUGCAUGCACCAGAUGCACUCGCUGACAAGAAAGCUGGAAGUAUCUCUAGGCCCGGACACGGCCGACUUGUCCCUACGAAUUGGGUUACACAGCGGACCCGUGACUGCCGGUGUCCUGCGCGGGGAGCGGUCUCGUUUUCAGCUCUUUGGAGACACCAUGAACACGGCAGCAAGGAUGGAAAGCAACGGAAUUCGCGGCCGCAUUCAAAUCUCGCAGGAGACGUCCGAUCUGCUUGCAGAUGCUGGCAAGACCCAGUGGUUCGUUGCACGCGAGGAUACGAUUGUGGCCAAGGGAAAGGGCGAGCUCAACACGUUCUGGCUUUCAGUGGGAGAUGUGGGUAAGGGGAGGUCGACAACCGACACAACGCACAGUAGCGACGAUGUUUUUGCGCCCAACAACUACAACAGCUCUGUAGCGUUGGAUGGUCUGAUGACGACCAGUGCCGAGUCAGAUCAGCAGGUCUACAACCUCGUUUCGAAUAAGACCUCGCGUCUCAUCGACUGGAACGUCGAUGUACUAUCGCGAUUGAUCAAACAAAUCGUGGCGCGUCGCAAGGCCUCCAAGGUACCAAAGAAGGACUCGUCCAAGCAAUACUUCUGUCCCGGCGACAACCGAGGAGCCGGGACCACGGUCCUGGACGAGGUGACGGAGAUUCUGGCUCUGCCGGAGUUCGACGCGGACGCUGCUCGUCGCCAGCAGGAUCCUGAGAACAUCGAGCUAGAUGACAGUAUCAUGUCACAGCUGCAGCAGUACGUGUCCAAUGUGUCUGCCAUGUACCGGAACAACCCCUUCCACAACUUUGAGCACGCCUCGCACGUGACCAUGUCAGUGGUAAAGCUGUUGUCCCGUAUUGUGGCUCCCGUGGAUGUGGUGGUGUCGGACGGGAAGAACCAGAAGCGGUCCUUCGCCUCCAAGCUACACGAUCACACGUACGGCAUCACGUCGGAUCCUCUGACUCAGUUUGCUUGCGUCUUUUCGGCACUCAUUCAUGACGUCGACCACAGUGGAGUUCCCAACGCGCAGCUAGUGAAGGAGAACAGUAAGAUUGCUACAUUCUACCAGGGGAAAAGUGUUGCCGAGCAGAACUCCGUGGAUCUAGCUUGGGACCUGUUGCUAGACGACAGCUUCAAAGACCUGCGAGCCGCCAUCUUUGCCACGGACGUGGAGAAGGCCCGGUUCCGACAGCUGGUAGUCAACUCAGUCAUGGCAACGGAUAUCAUGGACCCGGAUCUCAAGGCUAUUCGUAACGCACGCUGGGAGAAGGCCUUUUCAGCCUCCCCAAAUAUGCAGGAAGACCUGAAAGACAUGACAAACCGCAAGGCGACGAUUGUAAUCGAGCACCUGAUCCAGGCCUCCGAUGUGGCACACACCAUGCAGCACUGGCACAUAUACCGGAAGUGGAAUGAGCGACUGUUCCUGGAGCUGUACCAGGCCUACAUAGCCGGUCGAGCAGAAAAGAGCCCGGAAACAUUUUGGUACAAGGGCGAGCUGGGCUUUUUCGACUUCUACAUCAUUCCACUGGCUAUGAAGCUGAAGGAAUGCGGUGUAUUUGGAGUGUCGAGCGACGAGUAUCUGAACUACGCGAUGCGCAAUCGCAAGGAAUGGGAAGACCGUGGUCAGGAAGUGGUGCGCGAAAUGAUGGAAAAGAUCAAAGGUAGGGUGAAGCGUUAUUGA